AAACCCCGAACAAAGAAAAUGAAAAAUGCAGGGUUUUGGCACCAGGAGACUUGCUUUCGGCUGUGAUGGGAGGUCCAGCUAGCAGCAGCAGCAGCAGCAGCGAAGAGGAAGAUGCAAAUUGGAAAGCAGCUAUCGAAUCAAUAGCUGCAACUACCACUUUUGCUAACAAGGUUCUUAGCAGUACUUCUAAUGGCUCAACGUCCCGUUCAGCACCCACUACAGAAGCUUAUGCAGAGAACUCCCAGGAUUCUCGAAAGCUCAAGCACUACCAAAUUAAGGCGCAAAAGUGUUUGGAUAUCAUCUUGGAAAGGACUCUAGAGAUGGUUAGAGAUCCUGUCUCAGAUAAUGAUCUAGAUGCAAACGAUGUUGGGGUAAGGUUGUUUAAGCAUUCUCCUGCUGGAAUUGUAUUUGACCAUUUAGAUGAAAUUCAAGGGCCAAGAAAGAGACCACGAAUCCUACCGGGACACGGUAUUGAUGAAAAAUCGAAGAAGUUUAGGCAUCAAAUCCAGUCCAUUGCUGUUGAUGGGGCAGACAUAAUUUCUGAAGCAAGGGAUGCAGAGCGAAAAUCAUUAGCUCAAUUAGAAGCUAAAGAAGCAAAAGCAAAAGCCAAAGCCAAAAAGGAGGAAGAAAGAGUUGUAGAAUUGAAACGGAUCAGGGGGGAGAGAUGGCUACCUUCUAUUGCCAGGGAAAUGCAGGUUCCAAGCAAAAAGAUGAAAACCAUAAUCAAGGUUUGGGCAAUCAAUGAACUGGGAGUCAUCAACAUGAACUAAUGCGAAUAACUAUAAUCUAAUAUCUCAAAUAAACGGAACAAUUCGACUUUUGGUUAUUGAAGUCCCCUGUUUGAGAUGAUAAAAUGUCCUGCCAUGCUAGGGGUGCUGGAGCCGUUCGGGUUUCUGUGAGAACAAGAGCACUUUGAAAUGUCACUUGUUUGUAUAGAGUGACUAUUGUCUGGUUAUUUAGAGAAGAAGAGGUUUUCAAAACCCGAAGCUCAUAUAACUGCUUCAUCAAUUAUUUAGUGAGUCCAGUUUAUGAAGGAGUUUUAAUUUCUACAAA
Molecule: messenger RNA, 1053 nt
Organism: Populus trichocarpa (black cottonwood)
Lineage: Eukaryota; Viridiplantae; Streptophyta; Magnoliopsida; Malpighiales; Salicaceae
Exons: 5
Coding region: 66-770 (234 amino acids)
Source: RefSeq, a predicted model, not a curated record